Molecule: messenger RNA, 4057 nt
Organism: Nycticebus coucang (slow loris)
Lineage: Eukaryota; Metazoa; Chordata; Mammalia; Primates; Lorisidae
Gene: SERPINE3
Product: serpin family E member 3
Exons: 7
Coding region: 129-1175 (348 amino acids)
Biological process (GO): negative regulation of endopeptidase activity
Molecular function (GO): serine-type endopeptidase inhibitor activity
Source: RefSeq, a predicted model, not a curated record
AUUUGACUUAAUUGCAGCCUAAUUUCCUUCAGACCUGGUAUGGUUUCUUCCCAAGUUUUAAUCUGUGGUUCCAGUUUGAUUUCUGAGCAGUUUAGCUCUGACCUUUCCAGACUGACUACAUACGGUGGAUGAACCUUAUCAAACAAGCGUGGAGUUGCUGGGGUCCCUUUUCAGUGGAACGUACCGACGGAGGUCACGCUGUCCUUACACUCACCAUUGUCAACUAUCCCAUCUCCUUUCUCACAGACCAAAAGGUGAAAGAUUUCCUGCACGCUGUUUAUGCCACACUACCCAACUGCAGCCAAGGUGCUGAGAUAGAGCUGGCCUGCAGCCUUUUCGUGCAAGUGGGAACACUGCUGUCCCCCUGCUUCGUGGAGCAGGUCUUGAGGUGGGCCAACAGCAGCCUGGAGCCAGCCAACCUCAGUGGGCUCAACGGCACUGCCAUCCUAGCCAAGGACGAGGCCUCCAGACACACAGCAGGGCAGGGUGCGGCCUGGGCGCAGCUGGCGCUGGUCAGCACCAUGACCUUCCAGGGCACGUGGCGGAAGAGGUUCUACCCCACGGAUACGCAGCUCCUGCCCUUCACCUGUGCCCACGGCCUGGUCCUCCAGGUCCCCACGAUGCACCAGAUGGCCGAGGUCAACUACGGUCAGUUCCAGGAUGCCGCUGGCCAUCAGGUGGGGGUUCUGGAGCUACCUUACCUGGGAAGUGCGGGGAAUCUGUUCCUGCUGCUGCCCCGUGACAAAGAUGUCCCCCUGGGCCACAUUGAGCCACACCUCACAGCCAGAACCAUCCUCCUCUGGACCAGCAGCCUGCGGAGAGCCAGGAUGGAUGUGUUCCUCCCCAGAUUUAGGAUCCAAAAUCAAUUCAACUUAAAAAGCAUUUUAAAUUCUUGGGGCAUCACUGACCUUUUCGAUCCACUCAAAGCCAACUUGAAAGGAAUUUCAGGCCAAGAUGGCUUUUAUGUCUCUGAGGCUAUCCACAAGGCCAAGGUUGAGGUUUCAGAGGAAGGCACCAAGGCAUCUGCAGCUACAGCUCUGUUGUUACUGAAAAGAUCUCGGAUUCCUAUUUUUAAAGCAGAUCGGCCGUUCAUCUUUCUCCUGAGAGAGCCCAACACAGUGUACCUUAGCAACAAGGGGUCCAACUCUGUCCACUACGGGCUGAAACAAGAGUGACUUCUGGCUGUUUCUAUGGUGCUUCUGAAGCUUCCCAGCUGCUGGGUCUUGAGAAAGGACUAUCUCAUAAUUAAAAAGAAACAAUUAUCCUCCAUCCUUUUUGCCUUUUGAUCUCGGCACAUCUGAGGUUUCGUUCUACUUCUGGAAAGACUUAGAAAAACUGUUAAAAGUAAAAUAAAUGGUAUUCCCCCCCUCCCCCAGUGGGUCCCUGUCUUUAGUGUCAUUUGGAAGUCAGCUUCCUCUAGACACUAGAGUGGAAGAGGGUGGGGACUCUGCUACUGCAGUUAAGGCACCUGGAUUUCUAUUCUGCUCCUCUCAGCCUUCUCAAAAAUCAAAUCUUUAAGUCACACUAUACAAGCUUAUUCAAAGGUAUGGUACAGGCAAGGACCCAGUACAUCACAAGGACAGCAGAUGUCCUUAAUUUUCAACACAACAUUGAACAAAGUCUUUUUUAAUUUCUUUCAAUGUUCCUCCUCCCCCUUUGACAAUUAUUUAUCAGCCUAGGAAGGAAAAGAGAUUCUCAGUAAAUAGUUGUUGGCAAGUCUAAACAGCGUAUGAAAAAGCAAUAGGAUGAAACAAGACUAAUAAAAUCAAGCAAAGGUGGAUCUACUUUAACUAAACAUCAGGCAUUACUUUUAUUUAUGAAGAGAAAAAAUGUCAAAAGUUAGAAUAAUGAAAAGUAUGCAUAGUUUUACACAAAUUAAGGAAAUACUGUCAACAUCAUUUUAUCUGAGAAUCAUUUGCAUACUGCUGUAACUUUCGCUAGAAAUCAAAGGAACAUUUUUAUGACAAAAAGGAUGAAAAUCAUUUACUAGAAAAUAAUCUAUUUGAGCAUUACUGGGGGAGAAAAAAGUCCAUCAACACAGAAUGUAUGCUAGUAUUUCACCAUGAUCAUCCCAACCCACAUUCAUUAGAUGAAAAUGUUGCUUAUCACUCAGAACAGGCAGCAAGGAGCCCUCUUUUAGGAAAGGUAUAUGUCAAAAAAAUGAAAGAUGAAAAAAACAAUAGGUCCUAUUCCCUCAAGAAAUAAAAAGAGAACUAAACUUGAACAGAAAGGUCAUUGCCAGAAGCUGAUAGUCAAUAAAGAUUGAUAAUAGCUAAAAAGAAAGAUUCUGAUUUUGGAAUUCAACUGCAUGAAAAUGAUGAAAAUCCUUGAGCAAGGAAAAGACACACCACUAUUUCAAUGGUAUGAGUUUUGAGAACUGCCUUAGUAAUCAGAACGAAAACGUAAGGGUAAUCCAAAACCAGUUCCACAAUCUGCCGCAACUGAAGCUUUAGUUCUCAUGAAUUUAUUCUCACCUCUUUCUGGGAAGCGUUUAGUUCUUAGUUCUCAUGAAUUUAUUCACCUCUUUCUGGGAAGCGUUUGCCCACAUCACACAGCGAAGCGGCUACUCCUCUGGUGACAGUUAUUUAAGAGAUUAGAGAUGAGUUUCAGCCUUCAAAGAGUGACUGUAAUGAGGCCAACAAAUGAGACACGGGGAACAUUAAGAAAGUGAUCUAAAAACCUCAAGAUUAAACUUUGGGAGAGAAUCAUUUCUCCAGCCUAAAGUCAGUGGUCUAUAGGCCCAAAAAGAUGUAUUCCACCCCGUGACCACAGAUGAGAAUUCUAUGGUUAAGUAUUUCACUAAUGUAACUAAUAUGCACGGUUUUUAAAAAUGCAAAUAAAAGAAAAAACAUUGAGGGAGAUGGGAUAUAUUAACUUUUAGUCUUGAUGAGUUUCAAAUCUCAUGACUAAGUUUUGAGAUGGGGGGUAAAAAGUUUAGUGGCAGAGAAAAGACAAAGGAUAGGGAAAGAGGAGCGGGAACAAACUGCUACUUCCCAACUCCUCUGGAUGAUGUAUUAAAAGAUCAAGCGUCUAAAGGACGUCUAAAGGAUUUUUAACUCGUGAGCAGCCUGUGAAAUGGAAGAAAGAACUUUCUGGUAAGGAGAGCUGCUAAGCACUGGGAUGGCCUGAACACUUGUUAAGUAUGAAUUUUUUAUCUGAUGACUCUAAACCCUCUUACCAAUCUCACAAUCUAUAUAUAUAAUUCAAGGACAGUAUGUUCUGGAUUUGUGUAACUCUUGUUGAAUUUAGCAGUGUGACUAUAGAGUUACUUAACAAUUCCCUGUAUUAAAUGAUACCCUACUUGAAACACAUUUUUGUAGAGAUAAGCAAGUUUUAAAGAAUUGCGUAUGAAAAUACUAUGUAAUGUUACAUUAAAAGCUUCUUUUUCUUGACAGGGUUUGUCUUCAGUAUUGGGAGAGUUUCGAAUCCCCUGGAUUGAGUCACCAGAUCUCAAGCUCGCUCUCCACUUUCUGCUUCUCUUCACAGUUCUAACUUCAUUUUGCUACACUCUUAAAAUUUGAAAACUGUAAAACAUAAGGUAUAUGAUUUUUCAACAUGACUUCUAUUUUAUUAAGUUUGUGCUGCCCUCUCUUAAUCCGAAUCUGUUUAACUUUCUUUUCUACUGUUACCCACCCCCACCCACUAAAAGGCACAGCAGGGAUGCAGGAAUGUCAGUGAGUCGGGCCACAGGCCCCCUCUCCAUGGGGGGACUGCGGUGGGGAAUGAACAGUGUUUGUUUUUCCUCAUCCUUUGUAACUCAAAGGGGAUGCACAUUCAUCUUAAAUGUUUCCGUCCCAUUCAGCUUCUAAAUAAAAUUGGAAGUUUAUGUUUAAGCUGUGAAGUUUAAGUGUGAGAACAGCAGGGCAAAAAAAGACUCUGGUUCACCUCAAUUUGUUCCAGCUUUUGUAGGCCUGGUAUCUGGUAUCGAGCUGCUAACAGACAUUUCAGAGUACACUUACCACUCCCUAGCAGCUUCAGUUUAGUGCCAUCCACAGUCUUAGUGAGAAAGGAAAAGGGGUUGAGGGAAACCAAUAAUGUCCAAAGUUGUCUGCUUUUU